AUGCCACGCUACGCAUCCUCAGACGACGAAGACGACUUUCACAUGAGCGACUCGGGAUCGGAUUUCGAGGGGGCAGGGACGAGUGCCAAGGGCAAGAAGGCCGCCCCCAAACCCGCCCCGAAGAAGACUCCCGCCGCCAAGAAAGCCCCCGCAGCGAAGAAGACCGCCGCAACGGGGAAGGGGAAGAAAGCUGCGAAGCCGCUGGAGGAGAUUGAUACGAAUGGCGGGAGGGGUGCGGGGAGUGAUGAGGAGGAGGAGGACGAGAGGAUGGAGGAGGACGACGACGACGACUUUGGUGCGGGCAAGAAGGCUCCCGCGAAGGGGAAGGGCAAGGCCAAGUCGGCGAGCGAGACGUAUGUCAAGCUCACUCAACUCGAACACGUCCUCAAGCGCCCGGACACCUACAUCGGCUCGAUCGAGCCCGUCACGCAGCCUAUGUGGGUGUGGGACCGCGAGAGCGAGAAGAUGGUCUUCCGUCAGACGACGUUUACGCCGGGUUUCUACAAGAUUUUCGAUGAGAUCCUCGUCAAUGCCGCUGACAACAAGGUCCGCGACCCGACGAUGAGCGAGAUCCGCGUGACGAUCGACGAGGAGAAGCGGACGAUCACCGUCAAGAACGACGGCAAGGGUAUCCCAAUCGAGAAGCACAAGAAGGAGGGCAUCUACAUCCCCGAGCUCAUCUUUGGCAACCUCCUCACCUCCUCGAACUACGACGACGACGAGGCCAAGACGACGGGUGGACGGAACGGCUACGGCGCCAAGCUCGCCAACAUCUACUCGACCGAGUUCAUCGUCGAGACGGCCGACGGCGAGUCCAAGUACCGCCAGGUCUUUAGCGACAACAUGAGUCGCAAGGGCGCGCCCAAGAUCACGAGCGUCAAGAAGGACGGCGAGCAGUACACGCUCAUCACGUUCACGCCCGACCUCGAGCGGUUCAACAUGCACGACGGGUUCGACCGCGACACGCUUGCGCUCCUCCACAAGCGCGUGUGGGACAUGGCCGGAAUCGUACCCAAGGUCAAGGUUUACCUCAAUGGCAAGGUCCUCCGCUGCAAAGACUUCAAGGCCUACGUCGAGAAAUUCCUCGCCGGCACGAACGAGAUCACCGGCGCCGCCGCCGCCAAGAAGAAGGGCAAGAAGGGCGAGGCGCCCGUGACGGCUGCGGCUGCGCUCUUUGGCGACGACGAGGAGGACGCCGAGAUGCGCCCGGCAGCCGACGCCGACGCGGCCAAGCAGACGGUCGUCUUUGAGAAAGUCAAUGACCGGUGGGACGUCGCGUUCGCCGUCUCGGACGGCCAGUUCCAGCAGGUUUCGUACUGCAACGCGAUCGCGACGACGAAAGGCGGGUCGCAUGUCACGUACGUUGCGGACCAGAUCGUCCAGGGCCUCGUCGACCUCGUCAAGAAGAAGCACAAGGGCGUCCAGGUCAAGCCGUUCCAGAUCAAGAACCACAUCGCCUUGUUCGUCAACUGCAAGAUCGACAACCCCUCGUUCGACUCGCAGACCAAGGAGAACAUGACCCUCGGCGUCAAGAAGUUUGGCAGCAAGUGCCAGCUCUCGGACGAGUUCCUCAAGAAGGUCGCCAAGUCGGGCGUCAUCGACAACAUCGUCAAUUGGGCGAAAUUCAAGCAGGACCAGGCGCUUAAGAAGACGGACGGCUCGAAGCGCUCGCGCAUCACCGGCCUCGUCAAGCUCGAGGAUGCCAACAAUGCCGGCACUCGCAACGGCAACAAGUGCACGCUCAUCCUGACCGAGGGAGACUCGGCCAAGGCGCUCGCCGUCUCGGGUCUCGCCGUCGUCGGUCGCGACAACUACGGUGUCUUCCCGCUCCGCGGAAAGCUCCUCAACGUUCGCGAGGCAACCGGCAAGGCGCUUCUCGAGAACGCCGAGAUCCAGGCGAUCAAGCAGAUCAUGGGCUUGCAGCAGGGCAAGACGUACACGAGCACCGACUCGCUCCGCUACGGCAGCCUGAUGAUCAUGGCCGACCAGGACCACGACGGCUCGCACAUCAAGGGCUUGAUCAUCAACUUCCUCGACUACUGGUUCCCGUCGCUGCUCAAGCUGCCGAACUUCCUCGUCGAGUUCAUCACGCCCAUCGUCAAGGUCUCGAAGGGCAAGAAGGAGAUCUCGUUCUUCACGAUCCCCGAGUACGAGGCGUGGAAGGCCGAGACGGACGACGGCCGCGGCUGGAAGAUCAAGUACUUCAAGGGACUGGGAACGAGCGACACGAACGACGCCAAGAAGUACUUCGGCGACAUGAACCGCCACCGCCUGCCGUUCAAGGAGCUCACGCCCGAGGACCGCGCGUUGAUCGACAUGGCCUUCAACAAGAAGAAGGCCGACGACCGCAAGGAGUGGCUGCGCGGCUUUGUGCCCGGCACGUACAUGGACCACGAUGUCGACGAGGUCCCGAUCAAGGACUUCAUCAACAAGGAGCUCAUCCUCUUCUCGAUGGCGGACAACAUCCGUUCGAUUCCGUCUGUCGUCGACGGCUUCAAGCCGGGUCAGCGCAAGGUUCUCUUCGGCUGCUUCAAGCGCAAGCUGAAGAACGAGAUCAAGGUCGGCCAGCUUUCGGGCUACAUCUCGGAGCACUCGGCGUACCACCACGGCGACGCCUCGCUCCAGGGCACGAUCGUCGGCCUCGCGCAGAACUUCGUCGGCAGCAACAACAUCAACGUGCUCGACCCGAACGGCCAGUUCGGUACGCGUCUUCAAGGCGGCAAGGACGCGGCCAGCGCCCGUUACAUCUUCACAAACGUCGCGCAGAUCACGCGCACGCUCUUCCACCCGUCGGACGACGCCAUCCUCGACUACCUCAACGAUGACGGGCAGAGCAUCGAGCCGAGCUGGUACAUCCCCAUUCUUCCCAUGGUCCUCGUCAACGGCUCGGACGGUAUCGGCACGGGAUGGUCAUCGUUCAUCCCGAACUUCAACCCGUCCGAUAUCGUCGCGAACCUCCGCCGCAAGCUCGACGGCGAGGAGAUGGAGCCGAUCCACCCGUGGUACCGCGGCUUCCGGGGCACGAUCGAGAAGGACGCCAAGGAAGGCUACAAGUGCACGGGCACGAUCCAGCGCAUCGACGACUCGACGGUCGAGAUCACCGAGCUUCCGAUCCGCACCUGGACGCAGAACUACAAGGAGAUGCUCGAGUCGUGGGUCGCCGGGAGCGACAAGCAGGCGGCGUGGUGUAAGGACUACAAGGAGUACCACACGGACACGACUGUGCACUUUGUCGUCACGCUGACGACGGCGGGCAAGGAGGCGAUCGAGAAGGACGGUCUCGAAAAGGUGUUCAAGGUGACGAGCAAGCUCAACACGAGCAACAUGGUUUGCUUCGACCCGACGGGCAAGAUCAAGAAGUACGCGACGGCCGAGGACAUCGUUUCGGACUUUUACGACGUCCGCCUCGAGUUCUACCACAAGCGCAAGAAGCACCUCGUCUCGGAGCUCGAGCUCGUGCACGACCGCUUGUCGAACCAGGCGCGCUUCAUCAAGAUGAUCAUCGACAAGCAGCUCGUCCUGAGCAACCGCAAGCGCGCCGACAUUGUCGCCGAGCUGCGCAAGAAGGACUUCCGCCCGUUCCCCAAGGUUCAGAAGAUGCAUGUCGCGGGCGACGUCGACGCGAACGGCGACGGCGACGAGGAGGUCGAGGACCCUGACGCGGUCGAGGCCGGCGCCGACUCGGACUACGACUACCUACUCACGAUGCAGCUGUCGAGCCUGACGCGCGAAAAGGUCGAGCGGUUGAUGGCCGAGCGGGACCAGCGGAGCGCCGAGCUCGACGCGUUGUUGCAGCGCAGCGUGCAGGACUUGUGGCGCGCGGACCUCGAUGCGUUCAUGGGCAAGUGGGACGCGAUGCUCGAGGAGGACAGGGCGAACAAGGCGCGCUCGCUCAAGAAGGCCAAGAGUGCGGGCAAGGGCACGGCCAAGAAGCGCGCGGCGUACGCCUCGGACGACGACGACGACUUCGAGGUCAAGCCGAAGAAGAAGGCGCCGGCGCCGAAGAAGGCCAAGCCGGCGGUCCCGCUGCCCGAGACGGACGACGACGAGGACGUCGUCAUGAAGGCCGCUGCCAAGCCCAAGGCCGCCGCCGCUGCUGCCAAGCCCAAGGCGCCCGCGAAGCGCAAGGCGGCGAGCAUCGACCUCGACUUGAGCGACGAGGACGGCGCGGACGAGACGCCGCCGAAGAAGAAGAAGGCCCCGAGCACGACGGGCAAGAAGGCUGCUGCUUCGAAGAAGAAGGUCGCCGCGAGCGACAUCGAGGACGAGGACGACGAGUUGGACGAUUUGUACGCCUUGCCAGCGAAGAAGCCCGCUGCGCACUCGCCCAAGGGUAAGAAGGCGACCGCGACCAAGGCCAAGGCCAAGUCUGUCGAGCUCGAUGACUCGGACGACGAGCCGGUCGUGACGAAGAAGAAGGCGCCUGCGACGGCCAAGGCCGCCCCGGCGAAGAAGGCUGCGGCGCCGAAGAAGAAGAAGUCGGCUGUGUCGGACGAGGACGACCUCGACCUCGACCUGUCGAUGUCGGAUGCGCCUGCGCCGAAGGCUCGCGCGGCCCGCUCGACGCGCGCGCCGGCCAAGAGCUACCAGCUCGACCUCGGGUCGGACUUUGAGGGCGACGACUCGUUCCAGGUCGAGGACGACGAGGACGAGGAGGACGCCUUUGAACUGGGCGACGAGAGUGACUGA
This is a messenger RNA of Rhodotorula toruloides NP11, 4689 nucleotides long. Its product is annotated as DNA topoisomerase II. The coding region runs from base 1 to 4689 and encodes 1562 amino acids. Gene Ontology annotation, cellular component: nucleus. The record is from RefSeq and is a predicted model, not a curated record. Lineage: Eukaryota; Fungi; Basidiomycota; Microbotryomycetes; Sporidiobolales; Sporidiobolaceae. The transcript has 18 exons. Gene Ontology annotation, molecular function: DNA topoisomerase type II (double strand cut, ATP-hydrolyzing) activity; ATP binding; DNA binding. Gene Ontology annotation, biological process: resolution of meiotic recombination intermediates; sister chromatid segregation; DNA topological change.